AGAACGUCUUUGGAUUAUUCUCUGUGCUUCUUGUGAGCUAAAAGAAAACAUCUAUCUACAUUCUCUUUGGUUUUUGUUCAAAAAACUAGUAGAUUUCAAAUUUUCAGAUCUCAAGUUUACUGAAAAUGGGGAGUUGUGUCUCCCUCUCAGUACCUUUGGAUAAUUUGGUGAAUAAAGUGUCUCAAUGUCUAGACGAGAAAGUUGGUUACACUCACAAUCUCGAGAAGAACCUCACGGCUUUGGAGACAACCAUAGCAGAGCUCAAGGCUAAGCGGGAUGAUUUGUCAACAAAGCUCAAAAGAGAAGAGGAUAGCGGUCUACAAAGGCUUGCCGAAUUCCAGGUAUGGCUUGAUAGAGUUGAGACUAUUCAAAAGGAAGUUAAUGAUAUCUUUAGUGCUAGAAAUGUUGAACUCCAAAGGCUGUGUCUUUGUGGGUUUUGCUCUAAGAGGUUACUGUCAAGCUACCAUUACGGGAAAAGUGUUUUCUUGACGUUGGGGAAAGUUGAGAAACUGAAAAAUAAAGAUUUUAAAGAGAUCACUGCGCAAGCUCUUACACCUGAUGAGGUGGAGGAGCUACCUCUUCAACCGACAAUUGUUGGUCAAGAGAAAAUGCUCAAGAAAGCAUGGAAACAUCUCAUGGAAGAUGGAGUUGGUCUUAUAGGUAUGUACGGUAUGGGCGGUGUAGGGAAGACAACUCUUCUCACACAGAUCAACAAUAAGUUAAGUGAGAAUAGACAUGGUUUUGACUACGUUAUUUGGGUUGUGGUGUCAAAAGAGUUGCAGAUAGGGAAGAUUCAAGAUGAUAUCGCCCAAAAAGUUGGUCUUGGUGAAGAGGAGUGGAAAGUAAAAGAUAAAGGUCAAAAGGCUGUUCAUUUAUUCAAUUUCUUAAAGAAAAAGAAAUUUGUGUUGUUUUUAGAUGACAUAUGGGAGAAGGUGGAAUUAGCUGAGAUCGGAGUUCCGGAUCCAAGAUCACUAAAAGGAUGCAAAGUGGCAUUUACCACUCGUUCUCAAGACGUAUGUGGACGCAUGGGGGUUGAAAACCCAAUGGAAGUCCGAUGCUUGGAGGAAGCGGAUGCAUUUGAUUUGUUCCAAAAGAAGGUUGGAGAAACAACACUUGGAAGCCAUCCCGGAAUCCCUGAAAUUGCAAGUAAAGUUGUUAAAAAAUGUUGUGGCCUACCAUUGGCUCUCAACAUCAUAGGCGAGACCAUGUCAUGCAAGAAGACGGUAGAAGAAUGGCGUAACGCUAUAAAUGUUUUGAAUUCAUACGCUGCAGAGUUUGAAGGCAUGGUCGAUAAGGUCCUUCCACUUUUGAAAUUUAGCUAUGAUAGCCUUAAAGGGGAGCAUGUCAAAUCGUGUUUGCUAUACUGUGCGUUAUAUCCAGAAGAUGCUCAAAUUGUGAAAGAAGAAUUGAUAGAGUACUGGAUAUGCGAGGAUAUCAUAGAUGGAAGUGAAGGUAUAGAAAAGGCUGAAGACAAGGGUCAUGAGAUUAUUGGUAGUCUUGUCCGCGCAUCAUUGUUGAUGGAGGGGGAUGAUAAACUUGGACGAGGUGUUGUAUGUAUGCAUGAUGUUGUUCGUGAAAUGGCCUUAUGGAUCGCUUCUGAAUUGGGAACACAAAAAGAGGCCUUCGUUGUGCGUGCAGGUGUUGGGUUACUUGAAAUUCCAAAGGUUAAGAAUUGGAACGUUGUGAGAAAGAUGUCGUUAAGGGAUAAUAAGAUUGUUAAUCUCGAUGGCAGCCCUGAAUGUAUGGAACUCACAACUUUGCUCCUGGGAAGGGGAGAAUAUGGAAGAAUCUCGAGUGAAUUGGAAAAGAUCUCAAGUGAAUUCUUCAGUUACAUGCCAAAGCUAGUUGUUUUGGAUCUAUCAGGUAAUGAAAAUCUCUCUGAAUUGCCGGAAGGAAUAUCAAAUCUAGUUUCCUUGCAAUAUCUCAACUUGAAAGCAACCGGUAUACGCUGUUUGCCAAAGAAGGUACUACAAGAGUUGAAAAAACUAAUUCACUUGGAUUUGGAGUAUACAUCAAAGCUUAAAAGUAUUGUUGGGAUAUCAGAUCUGUAUAGUUUGAAAGUUUUGAAAUUACGUGGAUCUGAUUUACCAUGGGAUCUCGACACAGUGAAGGAGUUGGAAACUUUGAAACAUUUAGAAAUUUUAACCAUAAAUUUCAAUGUUACUCCAAGUCUGGAACGUUUUUUGAGCUCUCCUAGGCUGAUGAGUCGUACACGAUUUCUAAAGAUCUCUGAUCAUUUUGUAUCAUCACCAAAUAGAAAUCUUGAAUCAACUGGAAUAUCACUUUCAGGAUCUAUGGACAAGCUUCGGGUAUUCAGUAUUGAGAAGUGCCGUAUCCCUGAGAUAAAGAUCGGAAGGAGAUACAGCUUCUUGAGCCUUGUCGGAGUGUAUAUAAGAGGUUGUGAUAGCUUGAAGGAAUUGACGUUUCUGAUGUUCGCUCCAAAUCUUAGAGUUCUUGGUAUUUUUGAUGCAAAAGACAUGGAAGAUAUAAUAAACAGAGAGAAUGCUUGUGAAUGUGAAGAAUCGGUGAAUAUUCCUUUCCAAAAGCUGAAUUUUCUUCGUUUAGGUUAUCUACCGAAGCUGAAGAAUAUAUAUUGGAGUCCUCUACCCUUUCCAUGCCUAGAGAAAAUCGAAGUAAGGAAUUGUCCAAAUCUGAAAAAGCUUCCACUUGAUUCCAAAAGUGGCAAGCAAGGUGAAAAUGGAUGCAUCAUACAUUACGAAUCUCCACGAUGGAUUAAAGAUGUGCAAUGGGAAGACGAAGCUACCAAAAUACGAUUCUUAUCUUCAUGCAAACAGGAGGAUUGAUUCUAGGAGAAGGAGACCCAUGCUUAUUUACUAAGGGAGGUUCAUAAUGUCGUCGAUCGUUCGGGUUAAUUUGUUCCAAAUCAAAACUUUCUAUCUUUUUAUUAUAAUACUCUGUAUUGGCAUUGUGUGACUAUGAUUUCUAAUAAUAUUGCAAAAAAAUUGUUGAAACUAA
This is a messenger RNA of Capsella rubella, 2976 nucleotides long. RefSeq names its product probable disease resistance protein At1g63360. The transcript has 2 exons. Gene Ontology annotation, molecular function: ADP binding; protein binding. The record is from RefSeq and is a predicted model, not a curated record. Lineage: Eukaryota; Viridiplantae; Streptophyta; Magnoliopsida; Brassicales; Brassicaceae. Bases 126 to 2804 code for a protein of 892 amino acids.